ACUAAACUGCAUGCCACACUUAUAAUAUACUAACAUUUUAUUCUGCACUUCCAACUUCAACCAUGGAGAAGUGUAAAGAAAGACAACCUCUUUUGAGAUUCAAGGGAGUUAAAUGUAACGGUUUAAGUGAAAAAAUCAAGAAUUCUCUAAGAAAUUCUGAUCCUUGGAAGAUCAUUUUUGCUGUCAAAAUGGGGCUAGCAUUUUCCACUGUAUCAUUUCUCAUAAUCUACAAAGAAAUGAAGGACAUUUCUCAGUAUUCUAUCUGGGCAAUUCUUACUGUCAUCCUUAUGCUCGAAUAUACCAUAGGAGCAACUUUCAUUAAAGGAUUUAAUCAGCUGUUAGGUACUCUAUGUUCUGCAAUACUAGCCUUUGGCUUGGCUGAGCUAUCUUUGAUGGUUGGAAGGGAAGAAGUACUAAUUGUUUGCAGUAUUUUCAUUACAGGUUUUUUUGCGUCGUGUUUGAAGCUGUACACGACGAUGAAGCCUUAUGAGUAUGGAUUUCGAGUAUUCGUGUUGACGUACUGUAUACUUAUGGUAGCCGGGAAAGAAACGAGUGAAUACAGUUCUGAAGGAGUUGUGGAUAGACUGGUGCUAAUUACAUUUGGUGCUACUGUGUGCUUGGUUGUGAAUGUGUGCACAUACUUUAUUUGGGCAGGUCAUGCUUUAAGAAUUUUGGUGGUAAGAAAUUUCAUGGAUGUAGCAAAUUCACUAGAAGGUUGUGUUAAUGAGUACUUAAAAUUUGAUGAAAAUGAGAGAUUCUCCUCAAAGAUCCAAAACUACCAAGCUUAUGAUGAUCCAAUUUACACAGGCUAUCGAUCGGCAGUGGAGUUUACAAGCAAAAACUUAGCUUUUGCUAUAUGGGAACCAGACCGUUUCAAAAUGAUGAAUUAUCCUUGGAGAAACUAUGUUGAGAUAUGUAGUGCAUUGAGGCAUUGUGCAUUUAUGGUCAUGGCACUUCAUGGAUGCAUUCUCUCAGAAAUACAGGCCCCGGAAGCAAAGCAGCAAUUGUUUCAGAGUGAGCUUCGUAGAGUUGGAGCAGAGGCGGCUAAAGUCCUGCGCGAGCUUGGAAACAAACUUGACAAAUUCGAAAAAUCAGGCUCUGAAGACAUGCUAAAAGAGGUGAAUAAUGCAGCAGAGAAAUUGCAGAUAAAAAUAGAUGAAAUGUCAUACCUGCCAAUCAAUUCAGAGAGCUUGGAAAUAAUUGCUAGAAUUCCUACAGAAUUGCAGAAUUCUGAUAAUAAUCUUGAGUUUAAUUCUAGUGAAACUGUGGUCAAUUUGACAUCAUUUACUUCACGUUCAUCUUCGAGCAAAAAGGAGUUCCGAAAAUAUAGGAGUGGAAGUGCAUUAUCUCCGGCCACAUUUGCUACUCUUUUGAUUGAAUGUGUCUCGAGGCUCCAAGGUGUUGUUGAAGCAUGUAAAGAGCUUAGUGAGAGAGCUGAGUUUAUGGAGCCUACUGGACAGUGAUGGAGCCAUAAAAUUAUAUUUGAGCUAUACAUAAAAAUUAAUGUAAAAAAUAUCUAAAAUCACUAAGUGGAUGAAUAUUAGCUUAGAGUUGUAAAUGAACCGAUCCGAGCUCCAAAAUGUUUAUGUUCGUCUUGUUAUAUGAAUGAAG
Messenger RNA from Mercurialis annua (annual mercury), 1611 nucleotides. RefSeq names its product aluminum-activated malate transporter 9-like. The transcript is spliced from 6 exons. Gene Ontology annotation, cellular component: plant-type vacuole membrane. The record is from RefSeq and is a predicted model, not a curated record. Gene Ontology annotation, biological process: malate transport. Lineage: Eukaryota; Viridiplantae; Streptophyta; Magnoliopsida; Malpighiales; Euphorbiaceae. The coding region runs from base 63 to 1463 and encodes 466 amino acids.